AUUCUUCUUAUCAAACCUGAUACUGAAGCAGAGCGAGGGAAGAUCAGAGCUGAGCUCAGAGUGUAUGAGGAGAGACGUGGAGAUGCAUGGACGUCUGAUCAGUCUGGUGGAGCUUCCAGCUCUGUUCAACACUCAGCUCUCAGAGGAGGAAGUGAUGCGUCAGGCUCACCGCUGUGUGUCUCUCUGUCAUCCUGGAGUUCACGCUUUCCUCCUCAUUCUUCCUGAUGGUCCAAUUAAUAAUGAAGACAAAGCAGAAACUGAGAGGAUCCAGAGAAUAUUCAGCUCAAGAAUCAACAAGCACACCAUGAUCCUCAUAAAGCAGAGUUCAGAGCAUCACACAGCAGAACUAAAAGAAGAAACUCAGUAUGUCAUUGAGAGUUUUGGAGGACGACGACACUUCGUUGGACCAGACACACAAGGGUCUGAGCUGGUGGAGAAAUUAAAGCAGAUGGUUGAGGAAAACAGUGGUGAUUGCUUCUCCACAGAGACGUUGUUGGAUGCACAGAUGGAAAAACUGCAGAAAUUUGAAGAAAUGAAGAAGAGAAUCCAUUCUUUAGAGACGUGGUUUCAAACACAAGAUCCGAGAAACAGAGAAGAUGAACUGAGGAUUGUGCUGCUGGGAAAAACUGGAGUUGGGAAGAGUUCAACUGGAAACACCAUCUUAGGAACAGAAGCAUAUAUAUAUGACUUUUCUGGAAAGUCUGUUACUAAAGUGUGUCAGAAAGAGACACAUGAAAUCAACAGAAGACACAUUACUGUGAUCGACACUCCAGGACUGUUUGAUACUGAACUCAGUAAUGAUGAAAUCCAGAGAGAAAUCAGAAACUGCAUCUCCAUGAUCCUGCCUGGACCACAUGUGUUUCUCUUACUGAUUCCACUGGGACGAUUCACUCAAGAGGAAGAGAAAUCAGUGAAGAUCAUCCGAGAGACAUUUGGUGAAAACUCAUUAAUGUACACCAUAGUGCUGUUUACCAAUGGAGACAAACUGAAGAAUAAAACCAUUGAACAUUUCUUGGCAAACACUGGAUCUUCUCUUAAAAACCUCAUUACUGAGUGUGGAAACAGAUUCCAUGUGUUUAAUAAUGAGACCAAAGACCGAACACAGGUGACUGAUCUACUGCAGAAGAUAGACGAAAUGGUGAAAGCAAAUGGAGGGAGUUACUACUCAUGUAAGAUGUUCAGAGAGAUGGAGAGAGAACUACAAGAACAACAGAAGAAGAUACUGACAGAGAAAGCAGAUCAAUUAAACAGAGAAAAAGAAGAACUGAUAAAGAAACAUAAAGAAGAGAUAAAGAAGUUGAAGACAAAGAUGGAAGAAGAUCAUGAAAAAGAGAAAAAGAGAAGAGAAGAGGAAUGUAAAGAGAGGGAAGAUCGAUAUAAAAGAGAUAUCAAAGACAUAGAGGAACAAGAGAGAAAGAUACGAGAGGAGCUGAAGAGAGAACGAGAGGAAUGGGAGAAACAGAAACGACAAGAAAGACAAAGAAGAGAAGAAGAGGAGGAGAAAAGCAGAAAGAAAGAGCAGGCAAUGUGGAAUGAAUAUAAUCAGAGAUUUAAACAAGAGAUGGAGACAAUGAAGAUGCUGAUAAAGGAAGAAAGACAUAAUCGUGAUACAGAGAGAAAGAGAAUAGAAGAAGAAUUUAUUGCAGAACGAUAUAAAAGAGACAUUAAAGAUAUAGAGGACCAAGAGAGAAAGAUACGAGAGGAGCUGAAGAGAGAACGAGAGGGAUGGGAGAUACAGAAACAACAGGAAAGACUAAGAGAAAAAGAGGAAGAAGAGAAAGAAAAAGAGAAAACUUAAUUUAAUGAAUUUAAUGAACUUCAUAAAGGAACUCCUGACACUCAGGGCCCAAACAAUGAUGAAACGGAUCCAGAAUGUUUGAGAAUCUUGCUGUUCGGGAGGACCGGAAGCGGAAAGUCUGCAACAGGAAAUACUAUCCUUGGAAAUAAUUUGUUUUACAGUAAAGACAGUUCAUGUUUAGUGACCACUGCUUGUACAAAG
Carassius gibelio (silver crucian carp) is the source of this 1999-nucleotide messenger RNA. RefSeq lists its product as uncharacterized. The coding region runs from base 65 to 1798 and encodes 577 amino acids. The record is from RefSeq and is a predicted model, not a curated record. Gene Ontology annotation, molecular function: GTP binding. NCBI's taxonomy places the organism in Eukaryota, Metazoa, Chordata, Actinopteri, Cypriniformes, Cyprinidae. The transcript has 3 exons.